Molecule: messenger RNA, 2091 nt
Organism: Diprion similis
Lineage: Eukaryota; Metazoa; Arthropoda; Insecta; Hymenoptera; Diprionidae
Product: protein ABHD11
Exons: 4
Coding region: 500-1468 (322 amino acids)
Cellular component (GO): mitochondrion
Molecular function (GO): catalytic activity
Source: RefSeq, a predicted model, not a curated record
GCAGUGAGGUCGAGGUUUAUCGGAGUCCAGCUGCGCAGCUUUCACGGCAAUACUGCAUAUAAGCUAAGCGGGUGAUCUGGAUUUCCCGCGGUUUUAUUUUCUAUCAAAAAAAUCGAGCUUCAGUCUCUGAAACCAGCAACAAAUUUGUAAGAAAAGAAGCCAGUUAAAGAGAAGGGACUGCGGAGACAGAAAUUUGUAACAUAAAUCAUAAUCCACCCCGUUGCACUCUGAGUUCAUUGAGCGCAGUUUUCCGUUUCCAUCCAAUCAAGUGCCUACUGCGCUUGGCGCGCAUCAAGCGCAGGAAUUGGAAUUUAAUUUUCGCGAUACACCUGAGUUGUUCAUCCUGAAGUCAAAAUUCGGCUGGCAAAGAAAAUCUAACCUUUACACUGCCGCAAAUUCAGGCCCUUCGUGACGUAAUGUCAGUCAAAAUUCUAGUAAAUAUCUAUUAAAAUUUCCUUGUGUACUUCAGGCCUGCUCUGUUCGGAUAAAAACUUUCAAAAUGAUUUUUGUCAGCUGGCGAAAUGCUUGCAUGAAAUAUCCAACAGAAUAUAGGUUAAAGAGGCUCGCUCUUCUUCAACGAAGCAAACCCUUUCUGAAUCGCGAAUUAUACAAUACGCCGGCACACUCUGCUCCUGUAAAGUUGGCCUAUGCUGCCUACGAAUCAACGAGUGGAAACCCUCCUACUAUAACAGAGGCGCCAGCUCCUAUAAUUAUUAUUCAUGGUCUUUUUGGGUCCAAGAAUAAUUGGAACUCGUUGUCAAAAGUAAUACACCAAAGAACUAGUCGCAAGGUUAUAGCUGUGGAUGCCAGAAAUCACGGAGAUUCUCCACAUUCUUCUGAUUCUACAUAUGCUGCUAUGGUAGAGGAUAUAGUACUUUUGGUAAAAGAUCUUGGAAUCAAGAAGGCAGUGAUGGUUGGUCAUAGCAUGGGUGGUAGAGUUAUGAUGUAUUUGGCUUUAACUCAUCCAGAACUAGUGGAAAAAUUGGUCUCUGUUGAUGUUUCACCCACAAACCAUAGCCCAGGUCUCCUUUCCAUGGUGUCACUUUUUGAUGCUAUGAAAAAUGUGAAACUAGAUGAAAAUUUGUCAUUGUUCAAAGCUCGGAAGAUGACUGAUCAACAGUUAUCUGAUUCCAUUAAUUCUGCAGCAAUUCGUCAGUUUUUACUGACAAAUCUAGUUGAGGCCGAAGGCGGAAAAUAUAAGUGGCGCCUCAAUCUACCGGUACUUGAGAAACACUUCAACAGUGACCUUAGCAAGUUUCCAGCAACAGACAAAAGCUUUAGCGGGCCCACUCUUUUCAUAGCAGGCGAUAAGAGUGAUUACAUUACUGUCGAGGAUCAUGUGAGAAUCAAAAGAUUGUUUCCAGAAGCAAAAAUUCAGUAUAUACCUGGGGCAGGUCAUUGGGUUCACUCAGAAAAGCCAAAAGAGUUCCUAGACAUAAUUACUUCAUUUGUCAAUGAAGCACAGUAACGGUAAUUUUAGAUAGGAUGAUGAAUCAUUUAACACGAAAAGGUGAAGAGUUAGAAAUCAUUUUACUCUCUAACGGGAUGCUUUAUGAUAGUGUUUAGUGCAAUUCAUAUAUUUUUAUAGGAACUAUUAGAAAAUAAAAAUUGAAUAAGCACAGCACGGAAUUCAGAGUUUAGUCUGUACUCAUACCUUUUAGCAUCUGCAGUAAGUGACGACGCUAGACUCAGAAAUCUAGUAAUUUAUUUUUCACUGCUAUGCAGUGAUAAUUAUUAUGGUACAAGGCUACCUCAAUUCACAAUAAGUGUAUCAUAAACAUAUAUCACAUAAAUAAUUAAUUAAAUUCAACAAAUCAAUAUGUAACAUCUUUUAAGCCUUUGUUAUAGAAUAACAAUGAUUUGGUGCUACUGUGCCAAGUAUAGACAUUUUUUUCUGUCAAUGUGAUAUUAUACCGGUGCGUAUCACUUGUGCGAAGAAAAUGUCACGCAUUGAAGAUAUAUGCUUACCAAAAGGAGCAAAAAUUGUCUGAUCACAUACAUACUGGGACGUUUAAAAAGGUUCAUUAAGUAAUGUUUUCCUAAACCUUUGAAAGUGUUUUUUGUAAUAUGAGACGAAUUUCUAUAAAUUUA